AUGGCCGCACCAACGCCUCCACCCUCAUCAAAGACACCAUUCUCACUUUACGAUAACCUCUUAGAUCCCAAUGAUCCGCCUCCUCCGGCCACGAUAUCCUCCGCUCCAGUUCUGUACGGUCAAGCUGAGUCGGUCGCCGAAGCCAAGAAGUCGCUAGAUCCAGCUCUGCGGUUUCAGCCCAUCCGCCGCCCUCCCGUAAAGCAAGCAGCCAAAACCAAAGGUGCCGCGUUUCCAAAGUUAAUAGCAGCUUCCAAGCCGCUUGGCACUGCAGAGCCGAGUGCAAAUCCAGUUCACUCGGCACCCCAUGCCUCGUCGGCCUCAGCUACCGGGCAGUCUGCCAAGAGUACUCUCGCAGACUGGGCCGCGACGGAGGAAGACGAGUGGCGGUACGGCGUGGGUGAGAAGCGCCAGCGUGGUGGGCGUAAGAAGAAGAAGAAGCAACAACAGAUGCAAGUCGAAACGGAUUGGGAUGAAAUAUAUGACCCAGCUAGGCCGACAAACGUUGACGAGUACUUGAGAAGUGAUGAGAAGAUAGACGAAGUGAGAGAAUGGAAAGCACUGCUCUAUCGGCACAGGAAGAAACCGGAUGAAAGCGACGCAUCAGAUGAUGAGGACGAGGAUUCAAUGCCAGUGCCAUCAAGUCAGCACCGUCCUUCUUUCCGUGACCGUCUCGUUGCACACAUCUCCAGUACUAACUCAAGUUUAGAACAAUUCGCACCUCCCCCUUCGUACGCCUACGUGCCGCCACCGCCUGAAUCGCCUCCAGCACCACCACCGCCAGACGAGAGCGCCGAUGAUGCCUACGCCCACCGCUUGGCCUUGUCUUCCAACAGUCAACCUCCGCCGCCGCCCUCGCCGCCCACGCAACCAAACGAGCCGCCUUCGAUUCCACCACCGACAGACUCAACGACCAUAUCCCGCGCCCCCGUACACUACACUCAACCCAGAGACUCUGGCGAAGAAAACGAUACCAACUCCCCGCCCCCAACUCUCGGCGGCGGCAGCGACAACGACGAGAUGUGCAAAUCAGAGGCUCAGCAACGCUCAAACCGCCCCGGCCAGGCCGGCUUCGCUCACCGCCUCAUGUCCAAGUACGGCUGGACCCAAGGAACGGGCCUCGGCGCCAACGAGACCGGCAUCACCAACCCCCUCCGGGUACAAGUCGAGAAGCGCCGCAAGAAAGCUGAUGCCGAAGGUGGCGGGUGGGCAGAACCCAAAGGUAAAGGCAGAAUCAUCGGUUCCAAGAGCAAAGAUGAAGCCGGCAGCUUCGGCCCCAUGAGCGACGUGAUCGUUCUGCAAAACAUGUUGGAGAACAUGCCCGAUCUGCAGGCCGAGAUAGCCGACGGCUUGGGCCAAGAGAUUGGGGAAGAGUGCGGAGAAAAGGCGAGUGUUCCCUGCAUGGCGCCUCAUCCCCCUGCAAUCCAUUCACUAACGCAUCAUGCUGCAGCGGUCAACGAACUAAAUGGUCGUAUAUUUAACGGCAACGCAAUAAUACCCAAAUUCCACGAUUCAGAAGCGUUUGAGAGGGGUGUGUAUAAUGUCUAG
Molecule: messenger RNA, 1545 nt
Organism: Metarhizium album ARSEF 1941
Lineage: Eukaryota; Fungi; Ascomycota; Sordariomycetes; Hypocreales; Clavicipitaceae
Product: G-patch domain containing protein
Exons: 2
Coding region: 1-1545 (514 amino acids)
Biological process (GO): mRNA cis splicing, via spliceosome
Cellular component (GO): precatalytic spliceosome
Molecular function (GO): nucleic acid binding
Source: RefSeq, a predicted model, not a curated record